GUGCUGGCGACCUCUCCUGCGGAGCUGCUGACGCUCUCCGGCGCCGACGACCCCCAGGUCCUCGCCGAGUGGAAGUCGGCGUGCGCGGCGUGCGACCCCGGGGUGUUCCUCGCGGCGAAGUUUGCCUCGCCGGUGGUCGUGCAGGGCGUUUCGUUUCGGGAAUGCGGCGAGCCUACGGACACGACCACUGGCACGACCACCUCCGCGCACUCAUCACCGCAAGGAACAGGCACCACCACCGUGACGACCACGACCGUCAACCCGUUCACCGGCAUCGACUUCGGCGGUGGAGGCGGAGGCGGCCAGGGCGGAGGUGGAGGCGGCGGCGGCGGCGGCGGCGGCGGCGGAGGCGGCGGAGGAGGCGGCCGCUUGCUCGCGGCAGCCGGCGCCUGCGAGGACCUGGUGCUGGAGCGCGCGGAGGACGGCGUGGAGUGGUCCGCGGUGGCCGCCUGGCUAUCCCCGCAGCCAGGCCAGCCGCUGAGCCUCGCGGGCGCCUCCUGGCGGCCGCCCGCCUCUCUGCCGCAGGUCGGUGCCCUGGUCAACGGGGAGGGCAACUCGGUCUCGGCGGAGUGCAGCAGCACCUGCUACCAGUCGGGCGUGGCGCCGGACGGCACGCUCACCCUCAACUUCUCGGAGCCCGUCUACGCCGGCGACGGGGCCGUGGAGCUCGUGCGGGGCGAGGGCUCUCCGUGGCGGGACACGCUGGUCGUCGAGGCCGCCGACGGGAGCUGGUUCCAGUUCGACGCGAGCCAGUCGCUGGUGCACGUGGUGCCGCAG
This is a messenger RNA of Prorocentrum cordatum, 777 nucleotides long. NCBI's taxonomy places the organism in Eukaryota, Dinophyceae, Prorocentrales, Prorocentraceae. The record is from the annotation of a GenBank genome assembly.